Molecule: messenger RNA, 927 nt
Organism: Protobothrops mucrosquamatus (brown spotted pit viper)
Lineage: Eukaryota; Metazoa; Chordata; Lepidosauria; Squamata; Viperidae
Product: cyclic AMP-dependent transcription factor ATF-6 beta-like
Exons: 7
Biological process (GO): endoplasmic reticulum unfolded protein response; regulation of transcription by RNA polymerase II
Cellular component (GO): nucleus
Molecular function (GO): DNA-binding transcription factor activity, RNA polymerase II-specific; RNA polymerase II cis-regulatory region sequence-specific DNA binding
Source: RefSeq, a predicted model, not a curated record
CAUCACCGAACGCAAAGUUGCAGAUGUGUCUCAGCCCAAGCAGGAACAGGAGUCUGGGCCAGGCCAAAGGCAUCUUCUAAGCAUUACACAAGAAACUCUUGAAAUGCCAGCGGAGGAGCAAGAGGAACCGCAAGAGGAGACCCUGGCAAGGCCAGGCAAGCCCCAAUUCCGGAACUUGUCAGCUCCCUUCUCAGAUAUGAAGGACCUCAUGUUGAGGGACCUGGACGAGCUGUUCCUCGCUUCAGAUUGCCGGCAGUUCAAUCGUACUGAAUCGCUCCGGUUGGCAGAUGAGCUUAGCGGCUGGGUCCGGCGGCACCAGAACAACCGGAGGAAACCCUUACAAGCUCGCAAAGCAGCUCAGAGCAGCCAGGAGAAGCCGCAGAAGAAGCCUCCGAGCCCUUCCCGCUAUGUUCCAGCCAGCCCCCCCAAAUACCCCGAGGGGGAUUCUCUGAGACAGUUACAGGUGUAUCAGCAUCCCGACCAUACAGAGCAUGACUUCAUGGAUGCCAUUGACCGCCGAGAGGAUACUUUUUACGUUGUGUCUUUCCGUCGGGACCACUUGCUGCUGCCUGCCAUCAGCCACAACAAGACCUCCCGCCCUAAAAUGUCCCUGGUGAUGCCCGCCAUGGCUCUGAACGAGAGCCUCUACGGCUCCUCCCUGGGCUACGAAGUCAUGAUGCAGGUCGACUGCGAGGUCAUGGACACCCGGGUCAUCCACAUCAAGAGCUCCACGGUGCCCCCUUUCCUGAGACGCCAGGGCACCCCGUCCGACAACCACACCCAGCCGUCCCCGCCUGCCUUUGCUGGGAAAACUCCCCGUACAACUUUGCGGUCUCCUCGCUCUACUUUGUCCACAGCUCGGCGGCAUUCCCAUCGCACCCUGUACUUUGGGGAGCAUGGAGGGGGCUAGUUGGAAUCUGGGAAAAG